Molecule: messenger RNA, 2065 nt
Organism: Petromyzon marinus (sea lamprey)
Lineage: Eukaryota; Metazoa; Chordata; Hyperoartia; Petromyzontiformes; Petromyzontidae
Product: transcription factor AP-2-beta
Biological process (GO): anatomical structure development; regulation of cell population proliferation; regulation of transcription by RNA polymerase II
Cellular component (GO): nucleus
Molecular function (GO): RNA polymerase II transcription regulatory region sequence-specific DNA binding; DNA-binding transcription factor activity, RNA polymerase II-specific
Source: RefSeq, a predicted model, not a curated record
GCGUGGAGGAGGCUUGUCACGAUCACAGCUCGGAGAGAAGUGGGUUAGUGGCCGUGAGAGGGAGAUCUGGGCACGUCGCCGUGAACGUGCGGCGCUGGUUGCUGGUUACUUAGCCGACUACUCACGGGGCCGCGUUUCCGCAACAGCAUCGCGACAGUUGUUUGCUGCUGCUGCUGUUGCUGCUUCACUCGCUAACCAACUCACUCCGCCGCCGCCGUCGUCGUCGUCACGAUAUCCCUACGCACGCUGAACGCGACUAGAGGACGAGGUCUAACUCGAGACGUAGCUGUGAGCAAUCACGUCGCUUCUACAACGUGGGGGGACAAGACUUGAAGCGACCAUGCUGUGGAAACUUACCGAUAGAAUGAAGUACGACGAGGUGUACGAGGACCGGCACGAGGUGCCGAGCGGCCACGGAGCCAGCCGACUCACGCAGCUCGGAGCCAUCAGCCAGUCGCCGUACCAGGCGCCGCCGCUGUCCCACACUCCCAACCCGGAGUUCCAGCCUCCCUACUUCCCGCCUCCCUACCAGCCGCUUCCCUACCACCAGUCGCAGGACCCUUACUCGCACGUGGCCGACCCCUACCUGAACGUCCUCCACCAGCAGCAACAGAGCCCCUGGCAGCAGCGGCAUGGGGGUGACAUGCGCGGAGACUCGGGGCUCUUGGCUCAGCACCGCGGGCUGCCGCAGCUCACCGCCGGUCUGGAGCCGCAUCGGCGCGGCGACUUCCCGUCGGUGCGGCGGCCCGAAGCGCUGCACGGAGGGCAGUCGAUGGAGUCCGGCCUCGACGGCCUGCAGCUCGCCGGAUUAGGGCACCACAGCAUCGACGAGGUGCAGGUUGACGAUCCGAAUAACAUAAACAUUAUGGAGCCGUCAGUCAUUAAGAAAGUGCCCUGCGCAUCGCAAAGGGACAGUUGGUACCCAAUUGUUUUAAGCGCCUGGGUGCAGAGCGCCGGCACCGGGGACUCGAAACCCCGACCUACCGAGUACAGCCCGGACACUCUAACCUCAAGGUCAUUAGCGUCCGUGGCGUCGGGCAAACCCUACGGGGGAGUGCCCGCGGGGCUGGUGUCCAGCAAGGACGGCCUCAUGAACCCCAGCAUCUCCAACCCCAACGAGAUCUUCUGCUCGGUGCCCGGUCGCCUCUCGCUGCUCAGCUCCACGUCCAAGUACAAAGUCACCGUGGGCGAGGUGCAGCGGCGCUUGUCUCCUCCCGAGUGCCUCAACGCGUCCCUCCUGGGCGGAGUGCUGCGCAGGGCAAAGUCGAAGAACGGCGGAAGAUCGUUACGGGAAAAAUUGGACAAAAUCGGUCUGAAUCUGCCGGCGGGGCGACGCAAGGCCGCCAACGUCACUUUGCUCACCUCCUUGGUGGAGGGAGAAGCGGUGCACCUCGCCCGGGAUUUUGGAUUUGUUUGCGAGACAGAAUUCCCCGCUAAGGCCGCGGCGGACUUUCUAAAUCGCCAGCACUCGGACCCAGGAGACCUGCACAGUCGCAAGAACAUGCUCCUGGCCACAAAGCAAAUCUGUAAAGAGUUCAUGGACCUGUUGACACAGGACCGUUCCCCGCUGGGCAACACGCGACCUCCCCCCAUCCUGGAGCCGGGCAUUCAGAGCUGCCUGACGCACUUCAGCCUCAUCACGCACGGAUUCGGCAGCCCCGCGAUCUGCGCAGCGAUGACCGCCCUGCAGAACUACUUGAACGAGGCUCUGAAGGCCAUGGACAAGAUGUACCUGAACAGCUCCAGCAACAGUCACAGUAAUGCGGAGAACUCGGGCAAAACGAGCGACAAAGACGAGAAGCACCGGAAGUGAUGAUGCUGGAGGCGGCUGGGAGGUGGAGAGGAGGUGGAGGAGGAGGAGGUGGUGGAGGAGGAGGAGGAGGAGAGUGUGGAGAAUAAAAGUCGUCGUCGCGUGUGCAAGGAGGAUAACAUAAAUAAAAACAAAGCAAGCUCUAUCCGUGACAUCGGGCAAGGAAGGACGCUCUGAAACCGGGACUCUGGACACCUUCCAGUGGCUUAAGUUUAUAGCCGCGUCGUCUCAAAUUUCGGAGAGGGGGGGGGGGGG